This is a messenger RNA of Phycodurus eques (leafy seadragon), 2963 nucleotides long. RefSeq names its product anoctamin 7 (gene ano7). The record is from RefSeq and is a predicted model, not a curated record. The transcript has 22 exons. Gene Ontology annotation, biological process: calcium activated phospholipid scrambling; chloride transmembrane transport. Gene Ontology annotation, cellular component: plasma membrane. The coding region runs from base 147 to 2738 and encodes 863 amino acids. Lineage: Eukaryota; Metazoa; Chordata; Actinopteri; Syngnathiformes; Syngnathidae. Gene Ontology annotation, molecular function: protein dimerization activity; chloride channel activity.
UGGGGACUUUGUUCACUAAGUAUUUCGAUUUUUCCAUGUGCCUUGUUUUUCUUUUUGGAAAUAUAUGUUUGGGACGAGUAUAUCCUGCACGCCUGCCUUGCCUCCCUGCACUUUGGUCCCCCACCUUUUGACCACAACUCCACACGAUGCAAAGAUUCAACAGGAUGCGAUCGGGAAAAUGGCAGGGAAAAAACAUCCAUGGAGUGUCCAUACUUGAUGCGAGACCCUUGGAAAAGAAUUUUGUUCUGGCGUGGGAGGAGCCUCAUAACCCCAACGUGGAGGACAGCAAGGCCAUGGACCCCGGUCACAGCAAGUGGAGAGAAACUUUCCUGAACAACCUGAGAUUCUCGGGACUCCUGAUGGAGAAGAGGGAUGUGGUCCAGCCCAAGACCAGGAUCCGCUUCAUCCUCCUGAGCGCCCCCUGGAGUGUCCUCUGUUACUACGCUGAGGAAAUCAGUUUGCGUGUGCCACUGCAGGUGGUCACCACUUCGUACGUCAACUGGUCGGCCAGCACGCUUCAGUACCUGACGCUGCCCAACCCCCUCAUGCAGGACGUUCCCAAUCCACCACCUGAUUUCUACACCUGCCAGUUCAGGACCAACAAGCUUGAGAGGUUUCUGGGUAGCGAGGACAAAGACACAUUCUUCAAGACAACCCAAAGACACCAAGUACUCUACGAGAUCCUGGCUCGGACUUCUUACGGCUCAGUGUCCAAAGGCGAGGUGGGAAUCGACCGCCUGCUGAACGAGCACGUAUUCACGUCAGCGUACCCGCUUCACGAGGGUGGAUUCCAGCUGCCCAAAACCCCACCGCCUGUCGAGUCUCUGGGUCUCAGGCAAAUCCUGUAUGGAUACUGGGCUCAGUGGUCCUGCUGGGCUCGGUACCAACCUCUGGACCACAUCAGGGAGUACUUCGGAGAGAAGAUAGCGCUUUACUUUGCCUGGCUCGGGUUCUACACUGGCUGGUUGGUGCCAGCCUCAGUUGUUGGGACUUUGGUCUUCCUGGCGGGUUUUUGGCUGAUGACCACAGAUGUUCCAGCGAAGGAGUUGUGUAAUAGUGGAAGCAGCUUCAUGAUGUGUCCAAUCUGCAACAUCUGCUCUUACUGGAACUACUCCAGCAUCUGUGUCACCUUCAAGGCAGGGAUUCUUUUUGACAAUGGAGGGACGGUCUUCCUCAGCAUUUUCAUGUCCUUGUGGGCGGUCACGUUUUUGGAGUACUGGAAGAGAACAUGUUCAUCUUUGUCCCACCGCUGGGACUGCACCGAUUUCCAGGACAUAGAGGAGCGACCGCGACCCGAGUUCACGGCCAUGGCGCCAAUGACGAUGAGGAACCCUCUGACGGGCGCGGAGGAACCGUACUUCCCAGAGAAGAAGCGAUUCAACAGAGUGCUGACUGGCUGCAUGAUGAUCAUCAUCAUGGUGGUGGUGGUCCUGAUGUUCCUCAUUGCCAUCAUCCUGUAUCGCUCCAUCCUGAGCAUUGUCAUCUCCAAGUCCAACUUCAGCUUCUUCAUCUUCUCCGCUGCCAGGAUUGCGAGUCUGACGGGAUCCGUGUUGAACCUGCUGGUCAUCCUGAUUUUGUCCCGUGUUUACAUCUCCCUCGCCCACAUCCUCACAAGAUGGGAGAUGCAUCGCACUCAAACAAAAUACGAAGACAUGUUCAUCCUCAAAGUGUUCGUCUUCCAGUUUGUCAACUUCUACUCGUCUCCGGUGUACAUCGCCUUCUUCAAAGGCAGAUUCAUUGGCUACCCGGGAAAGUACUUCACGCUGUUUGGAGUGCGCAAUGAAGACUGCGGUGCGGGCGGCUGCCUCAUCGAGCUGGCCCAGGAGCUGCUGGUCAUCAUGGUGGGGAAACAACUGAUCAACAACAUCCAGGAGUUCGUCUGGCCGAAGUUGAGGGCGUGGUGGCGGAAGAGGAAGAGAAGAGGGAAGGCCAAGGAGCUGGAAGAACAGGAAGGAGUGGAGCAGGACAUAUGUCAGUGGGAGGUGGACUACCAGCUCCUGCUUUGCGAGGGGCUCUUCAGCGAGUACCUGGAGAUGGUCAUUCAGUUUGGUUUCAUCACCAUCUUUGUGGCGGCGUGUCCUUUGGCUCCUCUCUUCGCUCUCAUCAACAACUGGGUGGAAAUCCGCUUGGACGCGCAGAAGUUUGUCACGGAAUAUCGGCGACCGGUGGUGGAGCGGGCGCAGGACAUCGGCAUUUGGUUGGACGUCCUGCAGUUCAUCGCGUACACGGCCGUCCUCGGGAACGCCUUCCUCAUUGCCUUCACGUCAUCCUUCCUGCCUCGCCUGUACUACCGCUACACCCGAGACCCCGACCUCAACGGCUUCAUCAACUUCACCCUGGCGAUGUCGCCGCGCAACUACACCCUGGAACACAGGUUCACCUGCAGGUAUCGCGGCUUCAGGGAUGAAAACGGCGAAUAUCUGCCCGAAUAUUUUCACCUGCUCGCCAUACGACUCAGCUUCGUCAUCAUCUUUGAGCACGUGGUUUUCCUAAUCGGCCGCCUGAUCGACAUGAUGGUUCCGGACAUCCCCGAGGAGGUGGAGCUCAAGAUGAAGAGGGAGCACUACAUGGCCAAGGAGGCUCUGGCCGAGAACCAGGCUCUGGGGAGAACGAUGAUUCCCACGCACACAACCGAUUGGUCCGGUGAACCUCGGCAGCGCAAAUCGAGAUAUUCGCCGCCUCCAGACCCCGCGACGAAGAUCUCCGAACAAGCAGACGCGCCGCCGUGGGGCUGCUGAGGACCUUUUGAAGGACAUUUGGAACGUUUGGAUUCCUCCGCCAUCAGUGUUGCGCAAGACAACUUUUAUGACUGCGAUGACAAGAUCUCUCAUAGACGUGUGCUAAAAUGUGUUGUUGUUGACGCUUAUGAUUAUGCUAACUAUUGCUAGCAGGAAUUUGCACAGAAGGCUGAAAAUACGGAGGCAAACAUGUGAGUACUUGUAUAAACAAUAAGAUGCUAUAUU